This is a messenger RNA of Girardinichthys multiradiatus, 1827 nucleotides long. Its product is annotated as MFS-type transporter clz9. The record is from RefSeq and is a predicted model, not a curated record. NCBI's taxonomy places the organism in Eukaryota, Metazoa, Chordata, Actinopteri, Cyprinodontiformes, Goodeidae. Gene Ontology annotation, cellular component: nucleus. Bases 269 to 1567 code for a protein of 432 amino acids. Gene Ontology annotation, molecular function: DNA binding. The transcript is spliced from 2 exons.
UGCUAGCAGGGAAAGAAGUGGCACUACUCCCAGUGUAUAAUGUGUAAUCUACUGUGAUUCUGGGGCUGGGAGAUGAAAUAGUGAUUGAUAUUUAAUGAGCACUGUGUAUCUAUUAUGUUGUCAACUUUAAAACUACAUCAGAAGCCUUCAGACUGCACAGAAUCGUACUUCAUGAACACUAGCGUACACGUUUCAUCACGGAGAAACCCAAACAGGACAAAUUAUCUUCAGAUAACAAUAUUGCAAAGAUCUUUCGUGACCCAAGAAUAUGCCAUCCAGAAACCAUCUGGACAAAGUUGGCCGGAACAAAAAGAAGAAAUGGACAGAGGAGGCCAUGGAGCGUGCGCUGACAGAGGUGAAGUCUGGUAGGUGCACAGUGAGGCAGGCUGCCAAAGCAUUUGGUGUCCCUAAGUCCUCGCUCGGAGACAGAGUGAGCGGACGGGUGACACCAGGGAGUCGCAGCGGGCCCGCUCGUCUCAUAACCUCUGCCGACGAGAAACUGUUGGUAGAGUUCUCCUUAUACAUGUCCAAGCAUGGAUUCCCACUUACCAAGCAGCAGGUAGUGUCCUUCGCGUCCUCGAUUUAUAAGCGGCAGCAUCGGAGGGUGGCAUUUUCCAAACUGGGCCAGACGUGGUGGCUCAAUUUUAGAAAGCGGCAAGAAAAGAACAUUACCAUUCAGCCAGCAGACAAUGUUGUGCGUGGGAGGGCAGUAUGUGUCAGGAAGGAAGCGGUGGAUCAGUUUUUUCGCCUGUUAAACACGGUCAUAGACACACACAGGCUAAGAGACCUGCCGGGCCAAAUCUACAACUGCAGCGAGACGGGCUACCAGCUGGGCAGGAGGAAGGCCGUCCUCUCCAAACCCACCAGUCUGGGCUACAAGCCAGCAUCAAGCUCCAGGGACCACGUCUCUGUCCUGGCGUGCUUCAACGCAGCUGGAGAAGAUGUUCCUCCGUUUAUUAUAUACUCAAAGGCCUAUCCUGGGGGAGUGUGCUACAAGACCCAAGGCCCACCUAAUGCCCUCUACGGGUGGUCAGAAUCUGGUUAUGUUAACUCAGAACUCUUUAAGAAGUGGUUCCUCAAACUUUUUCUCAUUCAUGCACCAAAGGUGCGUCCUCUGCUACUGAUUUUCGACGGCCACAAGUCGACUGUGAGCCUGGAGGUGGUGGAGUCGGCUCGCAAAGACGGCAUCGUUCUUCUGUGCCUUCCUCCUCAUUGCUCGCACAUCCUGCAGCCACUUGACACCGGCCUCUUUGUGGUCCUGAAGCAACGUUUUGCAUCACUCACAGGGGACGGCUGCACCUCCGAUAGCCACUUCAUCAUCAGCAAAAAGGAGUUCUCAGGAGUAUUUAACAGAACCUAUCAGAUAGCAAAGGAAGAGGAAGGUGUCCGAAUUGUGAAGGAAGGUUUCAGGAAAUGUGGCAUAUUCCCGCUCAACCACUAUUCGCUUAAUGAGAUUCAUUUAAUGUCUACACAUGGCAUCAGCCCUGGUGCUGGCGACUCCUUGUUAAAAUCCACACAAGGCAUGCACUCUGUAGCAGAGCUCGCAGCAGCUGGACCCUCCUCCUAGCUCAUUACCAAUUCAUCAAACUGUCUAUACCUUUGAGGUGAGUGGGGUCGGUUCUCCUGAGGAAAGCGUGACUGGUCGCAUAAUUCAACCAAACCCAAUCAACCCAGGCACUCCAUUCAGCGUCAUUAGGAUGCUGUAUGGGUUUACAGCCCUGUCAGGGCGUCAUGCAGAGCCACCCCCCUGCUUCCCUCCAGGACGUUCAGUUUAUCCACCAGCCAGAAGAAAGGGUUGCAUUGAUAUUUAAUUACAUGCCAGCAUUG